AUGUCCACUGAAUUUUUUUGGCCGUUGAAAAUUCCCCCUGAACUAUUAAUAUUGUUAAAUUUAAGGACUUUUGUCUAAUUUGAAUAAAAAAAUUCUAACAUGGAUGAAAGUUCAGGAGACAUGAUUUAGUACAUAUCAAAGUUUGAGGGUAUAAUUUGGUAGAUUUUAAAGUCUGGGGAGCAUGUUUUAGUACAUAAACAAUCGUUGAAACAGUAAAAUUGAAUGAAAUUAGACAAAAAUUCUUAAAUUUAACAAUCUCAGGAGAAUUUUUAACAGCCAAAAAAGUUCAAAAGACAUAAUUUAGUAUAUCUAAAAGUUUGGAGAAAAAAUUCUUAAUUAGCCUAUCACUUAUUACACAAUGGGUGUGUGAGUUGGACCCUAUCUUUUGGACAUUUAUGAGCUUACAAAUUUUAUCCCAUAACAAUAAAUAUAAUGAUUUGAAAUACCAAUAAAUGUUACAAUUUUAGCUUUUAGAAAAAAACAAAAAUGGAGAUGAAACAAGAGAAUCACAACAACAACAAUGGUGAUGAACAAGAAGAAUUCAUUUUCCGAUCAAAACUUCCAGACAUUUACAUCCCCGACCACCUCCCAAUCCACACCUACUGCUUCCAAAACCUCUCUCAAUUCAACCACAAACCAUGUCUCAUCAACUCCGCCACCGCCCAAAUUAUCACCUACUCCGACGUCCACCUCACUUCCCGUAGAGUCGCCGCCGGUCUUCACAAACUCGGAAUCAAACAAGGUGACGUCAUCAUGCUCUUACUCCGCAACUGCCCAGAAUUCGUUUACUCCUUCCUCGCCGCGUCGCACAUAGGCGCCGUCGUCACCACUGCAAACCCGUUCUACACCGCGGCGGAGGUGGCCAAACAAGCGGCGGCGUCGAAUACCAAGCUGGUUAUUACCCUAUCGGGGUUCAUCGACAAAGUUAGGGACUUUACCGGUGACGGAAUAAAGGUGGUGUGCGUCGACGCGCCGCCGGAUGAGAGUGAGUAUCUCCAUUUCUCGGUGCUGACGCAAGCUGACGAGAGCGAAAUUCCUGAUGUUGAGAUUAAGCCAGACGACGUCGUUGCGUUGCCUUAUUCGUCUGGAACGACUGGGCUUCCCAAAGGUGUGAUGCUGACUCAUAGAGUUAUGGUGACAGGUGUCGCUCAGCAAGUGGAUGGUGAUAAUCCUAACUGGCACUUUCAUCAAAACGACGUGAUUCUCUGCGUUUUACCCGUUUUCCACAUUUAUUGUCUUAAUGCUAUUUUGCUAUGUGGACUUCGGGUCGGAGCCUCUAUAUUGAUUAUGGAGAAAUUUGAGAUGAAAAAAAUGGUUGAAUUGAUUGAGAAGUUCAAGGUCACAAUUGCUCCAGUCGUUCCGCCGAUCGUUUUGUCGGUUGUUAAGUUCCCGGAUCUUCACCGGUACGAUUUGUCGUCGAUUCGGACCAUCAUGUCGGGUGGAGCCCCGAUGGGUAAAGACCUUGAGGAAGCCGUCAAGGAAAAAUUUCCUCAUGUCACACUUGGACAGGGAUAUGGUAUGACAGAGGCGGAGUGUCUUUCGUUGUGCUUGGGAUUUGCAAAGGAGCCGUUUCCGACCAAGUUCGGCACGUGUGGUACAGUCGUUAGGAAUGCUGAGAUGAAGAUUGUUGAUCCUAACACUGGCGCGUCUCUUCCACGUAACCAAGCUGGAGAGAUUUGCAUUAGGGGUAAACAACUCAUGAAAGGUUACUUGAAUGAUGUCGAGGCCACAAAGGCUACUAUAGAUGAAAAAGGAUGGCUCCACACCGGUGACAUAGGGUUUGUUGACGACGACGAUGAACUCUUCAUUGUCGAUCGAUUAAAGGAACUCAUCAAAUACAAAGGCUUUCAAGUAGCCCCAGCCGAGCUCGAGUCCCUGCUCAUUGCCCAUCCCAACAUUUCUGAUGCUGCUGUUGUUCCAAUGAAAGAUGAAGCUGCAGGAGAAGUUCCUGUUGCAUUUGUUGUAACAUCAAAUGGUUCAAAAAUCACUGAGGAUGAUAUCAAACAAUACAUCUCAAAACAGGUGGUAUUUUACAAGAGAAUUAGUAAGGUAUUUUUCAUAGAAGAAAUCCCAAAAAGCCCUUCAGGAAAAAUCUUGAGGAAAAUCUUAAGAACAAGACUUGUUACUAAACAAGCCAUAUAAUAAGGAUUUUUUUUUUCAAUUGAUCAUUUAUAGUAAAUAAACCAUUAUCAUUAUGAGUCUGAAGACUAUGCAAGGAAAGAGGUAGAAGAAUUAUAUAUGAACUUUUGCAUAAUAUUAAGACUUGUAAUUUUGUUGUCCAUAUUGUGGCUAAGUGAGCUUUCACCCACCAGAUGUUCGGCUCUAUUCCGAUUCCCUCAUUACCGGAAAACCUAUUUUGUAACGACCGUGAGGUCUAAUCGCUUUUUAAUUUAUGAUGAGUACCCUUUUAUUUAAAAAAAAAAAAAACUUUUGCAUAAGAUUUUCUCUUAAUUUAUAUUGGACUCUCCUCCUAAAUUGUAAUAAAAAUGGUAAAAACAUUUUAUACUAA
Cannabis sativa is the source of this 2509-nucleotide messenger RNA. Its product is annotated as 4-coumarate--CoA ligase CCL1. Gene Ontology annotation, molecular function: CoA-ligase activity. The record is from RefSeq and is a predicted model, not a curated record. The coding region runs from base 487 to 2142 and encodes 551 amino acids. The transcript is spliced from 5 exons. NCBI's taxonomy places the organism in Eukaryota, Viridiplantae, Streptophyta, Magnoliopsida, Rosales, Cannabaceae.